GGAAAGAACAUGUUUGUCCCUGGAAUAUCUGCUUCCUUUCCUGCCUUAGAGAUGUGGUGACUGGCGUCCUUGUCUGACUCUACCCCUCUGUUGAACAGCACUGUUUACUGUCAUGGGGCCUACUGACCCCAUCCUGGCCAUGGUGGGAGAAAACACGACGUUACGCUGCCAUCUGUCUCCCGAGAAAAAUGCUGAGGACAUGGAGGUGCGGUGGUUCCGGUCUCACUUCUCCCCGGCAGUGUUUGUGUAUAAGGGUGGGAGACAGAGAACAGAGGAGCAGAUGGAGGAGUACCGAGGAAGAACCACCUUUGUGAGCAAGGACAUCAGCAGGGGCAGCGUGGCCCUGGUCAUACACAACGUCACAGCCCAGGAGAACGGCACCUACCGCUGUUACUUCCAAGAAGGCAGGUCCUCCGAUGAGGCCAUCCUGCGCCUCAUGGUGGCAGGACUGGGCUCUGAGCCCCUGGUUGAAAUGAGGGGUCACAAGGAUGGGGGCAUCCUACUGGCGUGCAUAUCCGGAGGGUGGUACCCAAAGCCCUUCACGGUGUGGAGGGACCCCUCCAGUGAGGUCGUGCCUGCCCUGAAGGAGGACUCCACCUCUGACACAGACAGCCUCUUCAUGGUCACCACAGCUGUGAUCAUCAGAGACAGGUCCAUGAGGAACAUGUCCUGCUCUGUCAACAACACCCUGCUCGGCCAGAAGAAAGAAAGUGUCAUUUUUAUUCCAGAAUCCUUCAUGCCCAGUGUGUCUCCCUGUGUGGUGGCCCUGCCUGUCAUUGUGCUUAUUCUGAUGAUACCCAUUGCUGUAUGCAUGUAUUGGAUCAACAAACUCCAAAAGGAGAAAAAGAUUCUGUUAGGGGAAAAGGAGUUUGAACGGGAAAUGAGAGAAAUUGCUAUAAAGGACCUGGAGAAAGAACGUGUGGAAAAAGAGAAAGAACUUCAAAUAAAAGAACAACUUCAAGAAGAACUGAGUAAGUUUAGCCUUUCCUGAACUACUGCGUGUACAAUUUGUGUUCUGCUCAGUUAGCAGCAUCUCAUGACAUUCCCCUCUGU
This is a messenger RNA of Sapajus apella (tufted capuchin), 1053 nucleotides long. Its product is annotated as butyrophilin subfamily 2 member A1-like. Gene Ontology annotation, cellular component: external side of plasma membrane. The coding region runs from base 113 to 991 and encodes 292 amino acids. Gene Ontology annotation, biological process: T cell receptor signaling pathway; regulation of cytokine production. The record is from RefSeq and is a predicted model, not a curated record. NCBI's taxonomy places the organism in Eukaryota, Metazoa, Chordata, Mammalia, Primates, Cebidae. The transcript is spliced from 4 exons. Gene Ontology annotation, molecular function: signaling receptor binding.